CCGCACACGCGCAGUGGGGCAGUAGCCUGUAGUCUGUAAUUUUCCAACCAGCACUGUAUGAAGUAAGAGUCGGGGUUUCGCCCAGAUCUGGGAGAUCUCCGUAAGCUGAUCUCCAGCUUAGAGUCGGAGCGGGGAGUGUGGCAGUGAAAGACUGGCAGAUCUCUGUGUAAGAGCUGCAAAAAUGGUCAACUUAGAGUUCCCAAAUGAUGCACACUUUAGUUUGAAGAUCCAUAUACUGUUACAGGGAUCAGUGACACUCCAGGAUGUGGCUGUGGAAUUCACCCCAGAGGAGUGGCAGCUGCUUGACUGUGAUCAGAGAACCUUGUAUUGGGAUGUGAUGUUGGAGAACUUUAGAAACCUCAUCUCAAUGGGGUGUCCAGUCACCAAAACAAUAGUGAUCUUCAAGGUGGAGCAAGGACAAGAGCCAUGGAUGGUGGAGGGAGAGAACCCACGUUGGCGCUCUCCAGAAGCUGACUGCCCACUUAUUGAUGAAUCAGACAAGCACCAGGAAAGCAAAGACAAUUUUUUGAAUUCAGUUUUGUUCAUGUUCAAUAAAAUUCUGACUGUGAAGAGACUUCAUGGCUAUAAUAUGAGCACAAGUCUUAAUCCUACAAGAAAAAUAUCAUAUAAAUGUAAGUCAUAUAGGAAGAGUUUGCAACCUACUUCAGACUUACUUAAUUGUAAUAGAUGUUAUACUGGAGAAAACUCUUAUGAAUGCAGUGAAUGUGGGAAAGUCUUCAAAACGAAGUUUCAUUUUAUUAGACAUGAAAAAAAUCAUACAAGAAAAAAACCCUUUGAAUGCAACGACUGUGGGAGAGCCUAUAGCAGGAAGGCUCACCUUGCAACUCAUCAGAAAAUACAUAAUGGAGAGAGACCCUUUGUGUGCAGUGAUUGUGGGAAAGCAUUUACACAUAAAGCACAACUCAUGGUCCAUCAGAGACUCCACACUGGAGAGAAACCUUAUGAAUGCGGUCAAUGCGGAAAAUCAUUCACCUGGAACUCCUCCUUUACUCAACACGUGAAAUCACAUACACUUGAGAACUCAUUUGAAUGUAAGGAAUGUGGGAAAACCUUCAGGUAUAGUUCAUCCCUUUAUAAACACUCUAGAUUUCAUACAGGAGAGAAACCCUAUCGAUGCAUCGUGUGUGGCAAAGCCUUUGGCAACACUUCUGUGCUUGUUACUCAUCAAAGAAUUCACACAGGAGAGAAACCUUAUGGAUGUAUUGAAUGUGGCAAAGCCUUCAUCAAGAAGUGUCACCUCCUCAGACAUCAGAUAAUUCAUACAGGAGAAAAGCCCUAUGAAUGUAGCAAAUGUAGGAAAGCAUUUUCCCAGAAGUCAAAUCUUAUUUUACAUCAGAAAAUUCAUAUGUAAUAUUCACUUAUGAAUCUGAGAAAACUUUAAAUAUUUGAUAAACCUUAUUAAGUAGAGAAUUUAUGGUGAGGAGAAAUCCACCAAUCUGAAUGAAUUGGAAGAAUAAAUUCCCAUUAAAAAAAACAAUGCCAAUUAUGUUCUGCAAGUGAUAAUAAAGUUUUUAGAGAAAAGAUCACAGAAAAAGUUAAUUUAUAAAUGCACAUAGAGCUUGGAAAGUAAGCAUAAAUUAAACAAUCAAGGAAUCAGUGAAAACUACAUUUACCAUCUCUGAUUUUUAAUUCUUAUAACAAAUUAUACAAUUAUGCAAGUGUGAGUAAAAAAUAUGUUUAUAUUAUAUUAAAUUAUAUCUAUUAAGAGUUUCUGCAGUAAAUUUCACCAUUUUUUUCUUCCAAUCCUAACAGUAACAUGCAAGUGAAAACAUGUGGUUUAAUAUGUAGUAUGAAUUUCAGUAAUAUUUGCACCCAUUUGCUGGCACUUUUGAGGGGUAUGGCAGUGUUACUGAAUCUCAUUCUCAAACUUGUUAUAAAGAUGUAUAGAAUUACACAUAUGUAUAAUUUAACAAGAUACCAAUUGAGAGGGGGAAAGCAGUUGUAUUCUGUAUUACAGUAAGUACUCAGUUGAGGAAAAGAAGUAUUUAAAUAAGUGUGUAAAUAAAACAUUUGCCCUUCAAAUAUUCCUGUUCUUUUUCAUUGAUGUAUUUACCUAAGAUAUAAGUAUAGCUCAAGUAGUAGUUAACUAGGGUAUCAUCUACAUUUCAUUUUAAUAAACUAGAGUGUCAUGAUACUUUGCAACUUUCAGGGAGUGAGCUUUGGGGUCUAUUUUUUGUUUUCUUGUAAGAAAUUGAUACAGGUUUUGCUCCUAGGGGUGCCUGGAAUUUACCAUGUGACAGCACAGGCAGCAUUAAUCGAGUUGAAAAGAGCACUUUUUUUUUGCUCAGCAACUUCACUUUGGAACGUGACAUUUUGUAAGUUCCACAUAUUCCCUUAAAAGGAUGAAGCAACCUUUUUUUUUUUUUUUUUUUUGUGGUACGCUGGCCUCUCACUGUUGUGGCCUCUCCCAUUGCACAGGCUCCAGACGCGCACGCUCAGCAGUCAUGGCUCACGGGCCCAGCCACUCCGCGGCAUGUGGGAUCCUCCCGGACCGGGGCACUAGCCCAUGUCCCCUGCAUCGGCAGGCGGACUCUCAACCACUGUGCCACUAGGGAAGCCCCAACCAUUAUUUAAGCUACAGUUUUUACUGCUGUUCACAAUAUUCUUUGAUAAUGUCAAAAAACUUUUAUGCCUUUUCUUGAGUUGUGACAAAACAGCUUGAACCUAAAUUCAGAAAUCAAGCCUUUUCAAGUUUAAGCUCAGUUACAACUAUAUUACAUUGUUUUUCUCUCAUUGGCCUUUUUUUUUUUUUUUUUUGCGGUACGCUGGCCUCUCACCGCUGCGGCCUCUCCUGUUGCGGAGCACAGGCUCUGGAUGCACAGGCUCAGCAGCCAUGGCUCACGGGCCCAGCCGCUCCGUGGCAUGUGGGAUCCUCCCAGACCGGGGCACGAACCCGCGUCCCCUGCAUCGGCAGGCGGACUCCCAACCAUUGUGCCACCAGGGAAGCCCUCGUUGUCCAUUUUUUGAAGAGUAAUGCUGAGUAAUGAUUAUAAGUGAAUGACAGUGCUUUUUUUUGAACAAGCAUACUAGCACUUAAGGAUCUAAAUUAUUUACUGACUUUGUUGCUUAACCAAACCUUAGUCAGGCUCCUGAACCUUUCCGAGGCCCACUUGCACACUUACUUGUAAAAUCUAGUUUUAGCAAGAACCCUGCUAAGUCAUUUUAACCAGAACCCUCCACCCUCAAUAUCUGAUCAGGUUCCUCAUCCUCCAUCAUCCUUCAGGUGAUGUCUGAUCACCCUGGCCUGUCUUCAGCAGGAAUCCUGUUAGGCGGAUUCAGCCAGAACCCUCCUUACCCGUUUUCUCUAAAGUAAUUUUCCACCCACUGACCCCCUACCCUACUCCUUAGCUAUAAAUUCCUACUUGUGUAUGGUGUAUUCAGAGUUGAGCGCAGUCUCUCCCCAACUAAAAUCCCAUGGCAGUGGUCCCUAUACCUAUCACACUGGUUCUGAGUAAAGUCUGUCUUGUCAUUUGUCAUCUUUAACAAAUGUCACUGCAUACCUUUUUUCUUUAACACUUUCCCAGUUGUUUUAGGAGGUGGCAUACUAGUUACACUCUUGCAGUUUCAAAAAUUUCUGUUACCUUCUUUCUUUUGGAAUUGUCUUCAGAAUCCAUUUGUCAGCCACACAGGGAAUUCUUUAGGUAUGUAUAGUCACGGGACUUGCCUUUUUUUUUGCAGCCCAACAGUUUUCUCUCAUUUCCUACAUGAAAUCCUUGUUUUACCCUACUCAGUGCUUUCCAUUGCCAUCCUAUCUCCCCUUCCCAUGCCCAUGCUUCUCAUCUGAGAAACUCAAAACUAUGUAAGGCUACAGGAAGAGGACACAUAUUAGGAGGCAGUAGGGAGCUCUACUGUUGUCGGCAUGAUGUGAGGUCCCCUUGGAAGAGCAGCUGUGUAGGUCGAGGUGGCAAGAGGUGUGCGAUGGUCUGCGAAUAAAACGGGAAUUUUAAUUGUAAUAUGUCAGGAAGUAUGUUAUCUAGGUUCCAUAAAUUAAUUCACUCCCUUAAGAGGAAGAAGGAAUACAGUAGAGCAAGUUAAAAUAUACUUCCUUGGGCUUCCCUGGUGGCGCAG
Orcinus orca (killer whale) is the source of this 4089-nucleotide messenger RNA. It is a transcript of the gene ZNF684, whose product is annotated as zinc finger protein 684. The coding region runs from base 182 to 1372 and encodes 396 amino acids. The transcript is spliced from 5 exons. Gene Ontology annotation, molecular function: DNA-binding transcription repressor activity, RNA polymerase II-specific. The record is from RefSeq and is a predicted model, not a curated record. Gene Ontology annotation, biological process: negative regulation of transcription by RNA polymerase II; regulation of immune system process; regulation of cytokine production. NCBI's taxonomy places the organism in Eukaryota, Metazoa, Chordata, Mammalia, Artiodactyla, Delphinidae.